Taeniopygia guttata (zebra finch) is the source of this 4541-nucleotide messenger RNA. NCBI's taxonomy places the organism in Eukaryota, Metazoa, Chordata, Aves, Passeriformes, Estrildidae. The record is from RefSeq and is a predicted model, not a curated record.
GUUCCCGCCCCUCCCCUGAGGGCGGGGCCGGGCGGUGCCGGCAGAUGAGGGCGCGGCGGGUGCGGACGGGGUGUCCGCUGGUCCCGCUCGUCCUUCGGUGGAGACGAACCCCCGUCCCGCUGCUGCCCGCCCCGGAUCGUCCCAAGGAGCGCCCCUGCACGUCCCGUCCCGUCCCGCUGGCCCCGCGCCUGGGAACCGCCAGCGGAAACAGGAGAUGUUCUGGGGCUGGAAUGUGAUUGCUACCGACAUCUGUCUGCACACUGACAAAGAGAAGUCUCCACCACAGAAUCAACACAGUGACAUUGCCUCAAAGUGCUCUCAGGGUGAGGGAUGAGGACACAGGGACUGAUCCACUUUUACCUGCCAGUGGCAUCUAUUUUACACGGAAUUCUGGGCUUGUGCUUAAGUAGCCAAAGAUGAGUCGUGGAUUCUCAGAAAACAAUAACUUCCCCUAUGACAACAACCAAAUGGUUUUGGAUAUGAUCCUGUGUUCCCUCAUUGGUGUUCCUCAGCCUAUCAACUGGGACAGUGUGGCAAGGCUGGUUCCAGGAUAUACAUCCAAAGAAUGUGCAAAAAGGUUUGAUGAGCUAAAAAGCAGUGGAAGUUCACCUGUUGACAACCACUAUAAUCCCCUGAUGGCUGCUGGUGGGAGUCCUGUGGAAACUUUAGCUACGUACAUCAAAUCCUCCUUGCUUGAUUCACAGACAGAGUUUCAGGAGCCUGCUAUGGGGCAGGAUUCCAUUACUAUAACUGGAAGGCCCAGUGCAGCCUCCACAAGGAGUUGUUCUUCAGAAUCUGAGAAAGAUCCUGUACAUAACAGUGGAGAAAGCACUGAUGAAACCCAGGGGCCAAAUAUGGUGAUCCAUGUGUGCGAUGAAGCCAAAAACCUCAAAGAAGAUUUUGUGUGUCCUCGAGAUCUUUUGAUUUCAGAGAUGAAAUACUUUGCUGAGUAUUUGUCAGUGGAUGCCCAGCGCUGGGAGGAGGUGGACAUAUCUGUGCACUGUGACGUUCACAUCUUUGACUGGCUGAUAAGAUAUGUCAAAAGGAACUCCAAGAAGUCUGAGGCUAAUGAAAUACCCACUUUAGAACCAUCAAAUGUCAUCUCAAUCCUUAUUUCUUCUGAGUUUCUGAAAAUGGAUUCAUUAGUAGAGAAAUGUAUUAAUUAUUGUCACAAAAAUAUGAAUGCUAUUGUAGCCACACCAUGUAAUAUGAACUGUAUCAAUGCUAAUCUUGUUACACGCAUUGCUGAUCUCUUCAGGCACAAUGAGGUGGAAGAGUUGAAGGACAAAAGAGACAAAUUUAAGAGUAAACUUUUCUGCAAGAAGAUUGAGAGACUCUUUGAUCCGGAGUAUAUAAAUCCAGAUUCUAGAGGAAAUGCAGCAACUUUAUACAGGUGUUGUUUAUGUAAAAAGUUGCUAACCAAAGAAACUGAAAGGAGAAUUCCUUGUGUACCAGGAAAAAUCAACAUAGACCAACACGGGAAUAUUGUCUAUGUUCAUAUAAGAGACAAAACCUGGGAAGUGCAUGAGUAUUUAAUUGGCCUUCACGAGGAAAUGAAAUCCUGGCGGGAUGUUUAUUGGCGUCUUUGGGGGACUGUCAACUGGUUGACCUGCUCAAGAUGUAAACAGUCUUUCCUGUGCACUGAAUUCUCCCACUGCCAGUACCAUUUGCAGCCAGUUCUUUAUCCAGGUGUAGCGAGUGCUCUGGGCUCAACUGGCACAGGAGUGUAUCCCUGUUGUAACCAAAAAGUUCUUCGGUUUGACCCUACAACCCUCCCAAAGGGCUGCAAAGUGAGGGAUCAUAUGGUGGAAUUACCUCCAGAAAGUGAAGAGGGGGAUGCUUUGCCAUCGCAAACUGCUCAGAUCUUGAAUGACCUGCUGCAUCAUAGAGAUGUUAUAGUUGUUCCUUUCACUAAGGAUGAGAAUAGCGAUUCUGGUAUUGGGCUCGGUGAUGACAAAGGCCUUGAAUGUGAUGUGCUUGUAGAACCAAAUACACCAUGGGGCCCUAAAACUGGAGAAAUCAAUGCUUUUUUGUCUCUGAAGAACUGGACUUUGCAGCUGAAGCAGCAAUCACUGUUAUCUGAAGAGGAGGAGUACACCACGGGCUCAGAGGUCACAGAGGAUGAAGUGGGGGAUGAAGAAGAAGUGUGCAAGAAACCAGCAGGAAGAAAGGAGAAAUUAAAGAAAUCCUACAGGCACCCAAAGAAAGCAAUUUCUUCACCUAGUGUUCAGAAAAGGGAGAAGCCAUCUGAUAAGUCAAGUUCCCGAGAUGCUUCUCCAUUCAUUGUGAGCAUGCAGCAGAACAAAUGGGAUGCCUCCAGGUCCCUGAGAUACAACCAAGAUGCUCAAAGAGAAGAUGAUCAGAGAAGAAUGUCUGAGAUCACAGGGCACUUAAUAAAAAUGCGACUGGGAGACCUUGAUCGAGUCAAGUCCAAAGACAGCAAAGAAUAUGCAGGAGGCAUUUAUUCUAGACUUGAAGCUCAGAUAAAAGCCUCAGCACAGGUCAGUGCACGUCAAAGCAAUGCUGAGAAGAAUCCCAGGACAAAAACCCGUUUUGGUCAAGGCCGUCCGACAUAAGGAAUCAUGGACAUGCUUUAGCCAGAACUCAUUACUGCUUCCUGAAACUCCAUUGCACUCUGACAUAUGGAGAAUGCACAUCUCUGAAAGCUUUCCGUGACUUAUUUAUUACUUUAAGCCUUGUAAAUUAUUUUGUGUUAUAAACGAAUGCAAGCCCAAUAAGGUCUGUACUUAUUUUAAUUGUAAAUAUAUUAUUUGAUAAAGUUAAAUUUGAUUGCCUUUUUUUGGCUAUUGUGUUAAGUUGCAUAGAAGAUAUUUUAUAAAUCUGCAAAAUUAAAUUAUCAACUUUAUUUAUGAGGGAAGAUACAAAUAUGCCUUUUGUAUGCUAGAAAUACUGAAAAGGAAAAAGCAAGACUACUGAAUUCUGAAUGCAGUCAGCAGCAUUAACCCAAGCCUCAUUGUGUACUUAUACUGUGUUGUAUUUGAUGGUACAUUUUAGGUCAGUCUUCUGGGGAUUUGCAUUUAAAGUCCAUGACAAUACCUGUGAUUAGACUAGUUUAAACAAAAUUUUCAUGCAGUUCUGAGGCUUCCUUAUGUACAUCACACAACUCCCACUCCUCUGAAGGUGGGUAGCAGGUAGGGACUAGACCUCCAAAGAUGCUCUCAGUGCCGUGAUGGUGCAGCAUUGCAUCUUGCAUGUGAACCGCUUGCUUUUCUUGUAAAUGAAAUCUGUACCCAUCCCCAUUCGUGACCCCUCCUGCACAGGACAGUGCUUUGUUCCCUUCUAAAACCCAAACCUUGUGAUGCAAAGCAGUUCGUUCUCUAACUGAUGCUAUGCCAUUAAAUUUCUGAGCAGAUUAGUAACACUGCACCUUUCAACACAGAUGUAUCAUUACAAAGGCUUGUGCAUGUAGAUCUUUUGAGUCUAGUUACUCCCUGAAACCUGCCUGAUUAACACUGUUUAGAAGUCAGAUGCACUUUCAAGUUCUGUAUUUGGAGCAAUAGACCACAAAUCCAGGGCUACCAAAAUGAAAUAACUUGCCUAGAAAAUAUGUUACAUAUUAGCAGAGAAAAUGGCAAUAAUAAUGAUAAUAAUAAUAAUAACAAUAAUGAUGGCUGAAUUCAAGGAAACACGUUCUGACUUUUUGAAACAGGUAGAAAGAGAGCUCAGGGAAAGCUUAUUCCAACUCCUGGCUGUACAAUAAAUUGUGAGUUUGGAAUUAAGUCAGCAAGUUUCUGGGUGGGAGGGCGGGGUGGGGUAAGGAGAGGGAGAUGUGUUUAAAUGCUCUUCUCUCCAUUUGGGCUUUUUUUUGUCUUGUUUCUUGAUGAUUUUUGGUAGGGUUAGAAGACUAGGAUAGCAAUACUUGAAAAUACUGCUGUCAAGGUGGAAGAUUUUUAUUGAAACAAUCAGUGUUCCUUGUGUGUUUUGUCCAGUGCUGUAGCAAAUUUGGAGCCCAGUGAAACCAACAAGCAAAACUGGAUUUCAAUGGCUUUGAUAUCAAGUGGGAGCUGUAACUUUGCAGGAGUGCUUUAAUCUGUUAUCAAAUAAAUAAGGCUUUGUGAAUCCCUCAGGCCUGUUUGCAAGUUCUAAUGCAGUUUGAAGCACUUGUAGUCAAUGUUGGAAAACUGAUUGUUGUUUGUUGAAAGUAUUAACCAACCCAUCACAUAUGAAAAAUGCAGUAGAAAAAGUGUUUUGCUACAAUUUUGUGACUUCUGAUAGAGGGUUGUUCCAAAUUCCCAUGGUAAACCUGUGGUGAAAGUUGCAGGCUGCAUGUAUGUGUGUUUAGUUUUCAUAGAACUACUGACUAGAAGAAAAAGGAAAAUUCUGCUGGUUUUGUUCUGUGGGGAAGUGCCAGUUCUACAUGCCAGUAUUGUUUUGCGCAAAAAUAUUCUUGAGCAUAUACAAAUAAUAUACAUGAUGUGCAGUCUUAUCUUUUUUCCCCAUGCCAACCACCUUGAAUUUUUAUCUUGUAUUAAUUUUGAAAUUUUGUCUUGGUUUAAUGGAAAUAAAAAUUAUUAAUUUAA